UGAACCUUCAGCAAUCAACACAGUCAACUAGAAUGUCAUACAAACCAGUACUUCCCAUCGGCCAGAAGGAAAAAAAUACGCUCAUUAAUGCACCAGCAUCCCCGUAUGUUGAAGGCUAUCUAGAAACAAUUGGAUUAUUUCCUGCUCAGUUACACGUUCCAUUACAAGAAGCGGGUAAUUCUAUAGUUUCCGACUGUCUCGGAUGCGCUAUUGGCUGGGGUUCGGCGAGAUUGAGCGCAACCUUGGGGAGUUAUGUCGGCGAUUCGGGGCGGGGAGCACAACAGAAAUCCCUCCAAGGUUCGACUAUAAAGGCCAGCCAUGAAACCGAUAUGAGUUCCCUUUUCUCUCUCUCAAUGUCUCACGGAAAACAGUUCACUCUCUAUACCCAUGUCGGCGGCCCGAACGGAUGGAAAGUCGCUUCUGUUCUUGAGGAGCUCGGCCUCACCUAUGAGUCAACCUAUCUCAACUUUCAGAGCGCCGAGCAAAAAAGCCCCGAGCAUUUAAGAUUGAACCCUAACGGUCGCAUUCCAACCAUCAUUGAUCAUGGCAACAAUGAUUUCGUUCUCUGGGAGUCCGACGCGAUUCUUCUCUAUCUUGGCGAAAAGUAUGACACUCGGAAGCGGCUCACUGUGACGGAUGAGAGCGAGAAGCAUCAGAUGUUGCAGUGGCUCUUUUUCCAGGCAUCAGGCCAGGGACCCUACUUCGGUCAGGCCGCUUGGUUCAUCCGUAGCAAUCCUGAGAAGAUCCCGUCUGUGAUCAAUCGAUACACGAAGGAAAUCACUCGCAUAUUUGGAGUUCUCGAGAGUGUUCUCGUCAAACAAGAGUGGCUGGUUGGAGGCAAGAUGACUAUUGCUGACAUGUCCUUUGUCAUGUUUAAUCACUUCACUCUCGUCCAUCUGGUCCCAACUGGCCAUCUAGGGGACUUUGACUUCUGGAAGGAUUUUCCUGCGACCGCCGCUUGGCAUGCUAGACUGACCGCUAUUCCCUCCAUCAAGAAGGUCAUAGACCAACGUGCAUGCAUGCUUCAGAAGGAAUCAUGAUUUAGAGACUCGGACAUCUGGAAUAUCUGAUGUCGCAUUUUCUCUACUAGGAAAUACUGUAUCGUCAGUCUGUGUUUUAUCUCAUCUUACUCCACGGGAAUCCUUCACCAUUUAGUAUCAUUUCAUGCCGCUAUUCAGCUGGUUAUUCUACUUAGGGCCGGGGCGGAGGAGUCUGUCAACUUUCUUUCAUCGAUGCUUCUGUCGCAUGCAAGACACGUUUGAGAUUCUCCAGGCAAGAAGAUUGGCAGUAUUAGAGCUUUUUUGACCUCUGGUUCACUACUUAGCAAUGUAUGAGCUGAAGGUAGCCGCAAAAGGUGUAAUUUGAACGCACGGCACAUGGUGGCGUCG
This is a messenger RNA of Somion occarium, 1388 nucleotides long. NCBI's taxonomy places the organism in Eukaryota, Fungi, Basidiomycota, Agaricomycetes, Polyporales, Cerrenaceae. The record is from the annotation of a GenBank genome assembly.